AUGGCUGCUAGACGCAUUUAUAAGGAAUUACAAGAUCUGCAACGUAAUCCACCAGAAGGGUGCAGCGCUGGACCAGUGAAUGACACAUAUCCAUUUCAUUGGAGCGCUACUAUAAUGGGUCCAACAGAUUCGCCAUACAGAGGCGGCAUUUUCCAUCUCAACAUACAAUUUCCCCAGGAUUACCCGUUCAAGCCGCCAAAGGUGCUGUCAAAAUUGAAAUGCCCACAUCGGAUUGAAUCGUCUCUAUCGCAACCGAUAAAUUGCCAUUUAGAUAGCAUUCACAACACGGAUUUAUCACCCGAAUAUCAACAGCAAUGGGAGCAUAUGUUUGGACAUUCUAGCAGAUGA
Messenger RNA from Anisakis simplex (herring worm), 348 nucleotides. Lineage: Eukaryota; Metazoa; Nematoda; Chromadorea; Rhabditida; Anisakidae. The record is from the annotation of a GenBank genome assembly.